Molecule: messenger RNA, 2559 nt
Organism: Oncorhynchus tshawytscha (Chinook salmon)
Lineage: Eukaryota; Metazoa; Chordata; Actinopteri; Salmoniformes; Salmonidae
Product: protein-tyrosine sulfotransferase 1
Exons: 6
Coding region: 592-1827 (411 amino acids)
Biological process (GO): peptidyl-tyrosine sulfation
Cellular component (GO): Golgi apparatus
Molecular function (GO): protein-tyrosine sulfotransferase activity
Source: RefSeq, a predicted model, not a curated record
UGUUUCUUAAACGGAAGCAAACUGAACGAAAACGAGGAAGAACCUAACUGAAUUAGUCCAAUAGAAACUCUCGUUUUCGUUGUAAAAACGCAACUGUUUUACAACUGUGUGGACGAAUGAUUACACCACCGUCUCGUAAAGCAGGGGAUACGCGUUUGCAGCGAUACAACUGAAGAGAAAGCAGUACCAAGUAUUAUCGUGCGUCGGAUCAGUGGAACAACAGCGAGCAAAUAGAACGGAAGGAAUGUACCAGCAACGGUGUUCAACUACUAGAUCAGCAGCUUGAUCAACUGUCUCCGGCGCUGGAUCCGCUACAUUAGGCCUGAUGGAGCUGGGCACUCGACGAGCGCUGACCACUGAGGAACACCCACCACACUCUGCCCCUCACUGCCAACCUUGAAGGGAGGGACCUUCUGCUUCUCCCCCUAUCCCCUUCCCUCCUCCUCCUCUACUCCAACAUUACCUCCUCUGAUACACCUCCAUCCUGCUUCUCCCCUCCCCCUAUCCCCUUCCCUUCCCUUCUCCCCUCCUCCUCCUCUACUCCAACAUUACCUCCUCUGAUACACCUCCAUCCUCCUCCGUGGUCCUGAGAUGGUGAUGAUGGGGAAGCUGAAGCAGAACCUUCUGGUGGCCUGUCUGGUCAUCAGCUCAGUCACAGUCUUCUACUUGGGUCGUCACGCCAUGGAGUGUCACCACCGCAUCGAGGAGCGCAGCAGCCAGCCUGGGGACCAAGGGGUUCUGGGGGGCCUUCAGGUGCCGGGAGGGGUCCUCCUGGGCGGCUCGUUGGGCUCCUCUGCCAUCCUGCGGGGCUCCAGACCCGGGGGCCAUAACCUCUCCGCUCCAUUCGUCUACAACAAGGACAUGCCCCUAGUGUUCAUUGGAGGGGUUCCCAGGAGUGGGACCACGUUGAUGAGAGCCAUGCUGGACGCUCACCCCGAGGUUCGUUGUGGAGAGGAGACCAGGGUUAUUCCACGUAUCCUGGCCAUGAAACAGAUGUGGUCGCGGUCGGGGAGGGAGAAGAUGCGUCUGGACGAGGCCGGGGUGACUGACGAGGUCCUGGACGCCGCCAUGCAGGCCUUCCUCCUGGAGAUCAUCGUGAAGCACGGCGAGCCCGCCAACUUCCUCUGUAACAAGGACCCCUUCGCACUGAAGUCCCUCUCCUACCUGGCUAAGAUCUUCCCGCACGCCAAGUUCGUGCUCAUGAUCCGGGACGGACGCGCCUCGGUCCAUUCGAUGAUCUCGCGUAAGGUGACGAUCGCUGGCUUUGACCUGGGCAGCUACAGAGACUGCCUGACCAAGUGGAACAGGGCCGUAGAGACCAUGUACACUCAGUGCCUGGAGGCCUCAGACAAGUGCCUGCCGGUGCAUUAUGAACAGCUGGUGCUCCAUCCAGAGAAGUGGAUGAGGACGCUGCUCAAAUUCCUGGACAUUCCCUGGAACGAGGCGGUGCUUCACCAUGAGGAACUCAUAGGGAAAGCCGGUGGUGUUUCCCUCUCCAAGGUGGAGAGGUCUACAGACCAGGUGAUCAAACCGGUCAACGUGGAGGCCUUAUCCAAGUGGGUAGGCAAGAUCCCUGCGGACGUACUGAGAGACAUGCCCGUCAUCGCCCCCAUGUUGUCCCGUCUGGGGUACGACCCCCACGCCAACCCUCCCAACUAUGGCCGGCCAGACCCCAAGGUCCUUGACAACACCAGGAGGGUCUUUAAAGGUGAAUUUCAGCUACCUGAGUUUCUAAGAGAACAAUCUCAGCUUCAGAAGACUCCAGAGAAGCCUAACCAGCCACAGAGCCAGACUAGGCAGCGAUGGACAGAGGAAGAUAUCCAAUAAACUCAACAUCAUCUUUUGGGGACCUUCGUGCUCUUCCAUGGACAUGACUUGAUUUAACCGUUUUCCUCACACACGCACACACACACGUUAGCCUGUGUCAGUGGGGACCGGACCACCAUGGCUUGGAGAACUCUUUUGGCCUUCGAUGUUGUACUGUAAACUAAUGAUGUGUUUUGUCACUAAAAUGGUGACCAGAAAAUGUUGAUGUUAUGUUUCUUGUCUAGGGCUGCAAAAUUCUGGCAAAUUUCAAAAGAUUCCGGAGUUCAGCAAGAAAUCUGUAAUCCUACAACUAGGAUUUCUGGAAAACAUUUUGAAAUUUGAGGGAAAGUUUGCAGAAUUUUGCAACACUAUUCUUGUCACACCAUGCUCAUCUGGAUUUGUAGUUUUUAUGGUUUUCUUCUGGCUAUAUAAAAAAAAAAAUCUGUGAUUCUGUUGUAAGAAACUACAGUGGACUUUAAAUGUAAAUCUAAAAAAAAGUACAGUAUUUAUAGAUGAAAUUGAGCUUUUUGAAGAUGCUAUAUCUAUUUUAAUGUUUCAUUUUGUUUUCUCAUGCCUUUUGUAUCGUACAAUUCCAUGGGUACUGUGAUGUACAAGAUCCUAGAUAAGUAUUGACAGUGAUAAAGAUGGCAUUUUGUAACAGGUUUUUUUUAAUGGAGAUGGUAUGAUGAAUUAUGAAAGAGGGUGGUAAUGGCCUUAAACCACGGCAAUGAAGGGAGAAAAAAAAAAACAGGG